UUCGAACCUUCAGCUGACACAGGCGGCCCAGCUGCACAGUACAGCUUCCUGUAUGACUCUGCAGGAGAAUAUGAUUUAUUUACUGCGGGAACCGCACUGCCUGCAAGUCUAGCUUCAAAAACCCAGCACAGAAAUAGUCUCGUUUUCACACUACCAGAAAUAAUGCGUCACAUGCUGUCAUCCCACCUUUUAAAUUUAGAUUUCAGCUGAAAUGUGAACGACAUAUUGGUUACUGGCUGCAUGUGUCCCACAGCCGUGACGUGUGACAUCAUCGAGCGUCCUUAUUCAGUGUGUUGCAAAUGAGGCAGUCAAUUUAUCUCUUCUUUGUGAUUUUGGCACUUUCUUUUGGCACUUCAUGGCUGUGACUUCUUCCUCCACAACACAUUUACGCUCAUCACUACCUCGCUCCUCGUUCCCUCCUUCUCUCCUCUUCUCAUCUUUCUUUUUGCCCCUGUCUAUAAUUGGAUUCUAUUUUCAGGCUGCUAUAAGUGUCUGUGUCUCUUGUGUUUGUGUCUCGCACCCCAUUUUCUGUCUCUCCUCCAUCGUCACCCUCUGCUCUUAUCACUCCCAUCACUCUCUCCAUCUUUCUGUCUCUGUGUAAAGCCACUCCGCUUAUUCUCCUUUUUUUUCCAGUUUUACCCAAGGUUGUGGAAAAAAAACCCUCCCACUGCCCUUUUCAUCCUUUUAUUUGUGACUGUUAAAUAUGUUGGAUAUCACACUGAAAGCCUUAUGCAAAAUUGUGUUAGCUGAAGUAAUGCAAAGUGGAGUAAACUGCACCUAACUGAUGUGAAUAGCUCUCGCUGACCUAAUUCUGGUAGUGUGAGUUACACAGCGAUCAGAGAGAGAGGAGGAUAUAUUUAGUUAGUAUAAGAAAAUGUAAAAAACGAUCUUGAUAGGUACUGUAGAGUCUACAAAAUACAGGAGUGAUGUAAGCAAGCGAUGACGUGUAACACACCUUUACGUUGUGGCAUUUUAAGAGAUGCAAUGAGCCAAUUAAACAGCAUUUAUGAAGGGGAGGAGUGGAAAAUGAGAGGCUGACAGAGGGAGGGAGCCAUACUGUAGAACUUGGUUGGCUGUUGGGAUGUCUCUAGAGAUGCAGCACGUAUUUAAAAGACGAAAAAGACUUAGAGAGAAAGGAGGAGAGACUAUCAGAGAUGGAAAAAGUUGACUGACGAGUCGAGGAAAUGGGGAUCUCUCACCAGAGCAAAAAACCCUCAGCAGCGAGGCCCGGAAGCUGCAAAGCUACGACCCACACACCUCGACGCGGUCACGUGGCCCAGAAGCGCUCCACGCCCCUGCGGACGGUGCACAUCCGACCACUGCGAAACACACCCUCAUGCAAACAGCACGCUCAAACCGCGCAGACACGCAAGGCGCACACACAUCUGUCGCACAAGACUGGCUCCCAGUCUACACACUGCUGCCCGACGCAGCCCCAUGAGCAGCACACAGCACACAGCGAUCAACACUCAGGCUGCACCUUCUACUGCUAUUUCUGCUACUGCUGUUACUGCUGCUGCCUCACGUUGCUCUCUUUCUCUCUCCUCCUCCUCCUGUCUCCACCUCCCAACACUCCUCCCUCUGCCUCUUCCUCCACUUUGUCCUCAAAUACCACCCUUCCUUCUCCUUCCUCCUCCUCCUCCUCUUCCUCCAUCCCACAAUCAUCAACUUUCUGUUUGGAUGAACUUUCCUGUAACUAUCCUCAACCUGACGUCAACCUGACUUCUGCUGUGCCUCCUUACUGCCCUGUGCCACCUUGUCUCAUCUCUGAUGAUUCUUUACCUUUCCUCUUCAUAUCUUCUUCUGACCUCACCACCUCUGACCAACUCAAAUCCUCUUGCCACGGUUCUUCUUCUACAUCCUCUUCUACCUCUGGCUCCUCUAACCCUCCUCAUCAUCCUAUCCUCUGCCGGCCGUGGCCCUCUUCACGCUCUCUUUCCUCCCUGCUCCUCUGCCCUCCCAGCUUUGGGGAUCCAGUCUUAUCCUAUGCCUCCACAUUGGAGCAUAUUCCGUCUGGGCCGGCCCGGCCUCGGACGCUGCUGCGCCAGCAGAGUCUACAGCAGCCUCUCAUCCACCCGUCAGGCCCCGGUCUCUGCCAUCCCCCCACCACAUCCCAGAGCUUGGGACAAUUACACACAGCACCCGGACAGCCUGGGGGAGGCGGGGGUGCUGGGAGAGGAGAGGGAGGUGGCAGCAGUGGUGAGGGUGGGGGUUCAGGUGCACGAGGCGGUCCCCGGGGUGCACGGGGCAGCCCGGCAGGAGCAGGUGCCUCUCGCUAUAGGGGAGGUGGAGCAGGAGGGCGCUCGCGUGCCAAUCCUGGCAGCUGGGAUUACAUGAUGGACCAGAUCCGGAAUCGUGGCCUUGACGUCAAAUCCUUCCUCGAAGGGAAGCUGGUGGUCCUGGCUUUGACCAUUGGUGUGGCAGAGCAAGAUGACUUUGCCAAUAUCCCUGACCUGCAGGAAACAGCGCAGGCAGCACCACCAGCCAAUCAGGAGCCCCCUCCUGAGAAGAGGGGCAACAAGCCAGCUAACAGCCCUAAGGGCCAACCCCCUGAUGCUGACGGCCACUCCUCCGUUACUGACCUGGCCAACUCUCUCACUGGAGACAUGGUGAUGCUGUCUCCAGGGUCGGAGGAUGACGAUGGUGAGGGGCCUAUCAGUGAAAAGCUGGGCCGGAUCCAGUUCAGCAUAGGCUACAGCUUCCAGAACACCACCCUCACCGUCAAAGUUCUCAGGGGCCAGGACCUCCCGGCCAAGGACUUCUCCGGCACCUCUGACCCCUUUGUCAAAAUCUACCUGCUGCCUGACAAGAAGCACAAGCUGGAGACCAAGGUCAAGAGGAAGAACCUCAACCCCCACUGGAACGAAACCUUCCUGUUUGAGGGCUUCCCUUAUGAAAAGGUGAGAGAGCGCACUCUCUACCUUCAGGUGUUGGACUACGACCGCUUCAGCAGGAACGACCCCAUUGGAGAGGUGUCGAUCCCCCUUAAUAAGGUGGAACUGGGCCAGAUAAAGACCUUCUGGAAGGAGCUGAAGCCCUGCAGUGAUGGCAGUGGGAGACGAGGAGACCUGCUGGUGUCUCUCUGCUAUAAUCCCACUGCCAACACUAUCACUGUGAACAUCAUCAAAGCGCGCAAUCUCAAAGCCAUGGAUAUCGGGGGCACCUCAGAUCCAUAUGUGAAGGUGUGGCUGAUGCACAAGGACAAGCGUGUAGAGAAGAAAAAGACGGUGACGAUGAAGCGCUGUCUGAACCCCGUCUUCAACGAGUCCUUCCCCUUCGACGUGCCCGCCCAUGUUCUGAGGGAGACCACCAUCAUCAUCACCGUCAUGGACAAGGACAGGCUCAGCCGCAAUGAUGUUAUCGGCAAGAUCUACCUAUCGUGGAAGAGUGGACCAGCGGAAGUGAAGCACUGGAAAGACAUGCUCGCUCGGCCGCGUACUAACGUUGCCCAGUGGCACGCUCUCAAGGCCUGAUCGCACCGCCCAGCUUCCUCCAUGGCCCCUUCCCGUCUCCCGUUUUUCCCCUCUCCUCCCUCCCUUCCUCCCACUCCCGUCCUUAUGCACAAGACUGACUUGCUGCCAGGCUGCGAAACACGGGUACAAUUAGCCAUCUGCUCUCUUAAACCUUUAAACUCUUUUCUGUUUUCUUUCAAAAUCUCAGUUUCUCUCCGACUCUUCUCUUCUGCUCCCUCCCUCUCAUGCAGCGUGUCUUAAUUUUCGUCUCACCACUUUGCCAAUGGUUCCCCUGUUUCUGACUGUCUGUAUGUCUGUCUGUCCUUAUGCACUUUGCCUGUGGAGGUCUGAUAAUCAGUUUCUUUGUCGAUCCCUUAGUUCUGAACUGCACUGCAGCCCGUGACCCAUUCAAGGUGCCAGUCCCGUGGGAUCACAGAGAAUCUUCAGUAAUGAUCUAAUCUCAUAUAAUCCUAUUGUAUGAAUAUUCCAGGUACACGAUACUAUACAGUAUGUACUAUAUGUACAUAUACAUAAUAUAUUAGGAGUAUAGAUUGGCAGAACUCCGCUUAUACACAUGAGUAGUAUACAGUAUGUUAUAGUCUGUCUGCCGUUUCCCAUCUCUCCCGUCUCUUCAUUUGUUGCCUCCUCCUCGUCAUCUGUCUCAAGUGUACUAUAUUCUCUCCCCCAUUUCAGUCCCUCGUCCUUUCUACUCGAAAGUGGUUUAAAGGUUCAGCUGAAGUUGUCGAAAGCAAUCAAUACUCGGUUUGUGAUGAAACCAGCUGAACUCAAGAUGGGAUUGUUGAUACUGCUGUCUCUUCUCUCCCUCUUUUUUCUUCUUUAUGCUCUUCUAUCUCUCUUUUUUUCCGUUAUAGUUCCCCCUUUCUCUUCCUCUGGCACAAUAUUAGUGGAUUACUCCCCCCCGCCUCCCCCUUUCUGGACCCCCUCCUUGUCGUCUGUGUGCUGUGGGUGCUGUGCUGUAGCUCCAACAAAAAUAGAGAUUUAAAAAGAAAAAAAAAAUUUAACUGAACUUUCCGAAGCUGGGAAAGCGGGGACACGAUAAACUUAUGAAAAGGAUCGCUCUUGAUUUUUCCAGACAAAACAGCCCUGACACGGAGAGAGAAAAAAGAAGAUGAAAAACAUAAAAACAACAACACGCAAACUAAUCCCCCCAACCCUCGAGAUACUAUGAUGUCAUUUUUCACAGCAUCACCAACUGAGGAAACCAAUUUGAAAUGUUGUUUCGAUGUUAAGAUGAAAACAGAAGCAAAAACCUCAUUUUGUGCUGCAUUUGCACAUGCAUUCGGUUGUGCGCGCACACUUCCCUCUGUUUAUUGAUGCUAUGAAUUCCUUGUGCUGCCCUGUGCUCUUGUUUUGUGCUGAUGGGGGUCAGUCUAGACCAGCUUGACUGUAAUGCGUGCCUGUAGAUGUAUGUGUGUGCGUCUGUGGGUGCGCUUGCAUGUCUGUGUGUGCGUUCAAAGCAGCAACACAACUCAAACUCGACGGAAAUCUUCUUCUCUUUUCUCUUUCUCCUCUCGCGCUCUUCUUGCUCUUCUUACUGCCAUUGUUUCCCCAUCCUCUACUGCCCUGCCUUCUGAACGAGGGCACGGGGGAAGUUCUCUCUGCACUUUUUGAAAAUGUAAUAACAAUAAUAAUGAUGAUGAUAGUUUUCAUGAUGAUUACAGUACUGGUGAAAAUCAAGGGAGGAGUAUCUGGAGGGGUGAGCAGAUGUUGGGGUGAGGUGACGUCUGCUCCGUGAUUUCAGGGUUUGGAGAUGAAGUGGAGGACACAGAGGAUGUAGGGCUCUCAUCCUCCUCUUGGCUUUUUUCCCCCUCAGUAUACCUGGAUGUGUGUGUGCAAAUGUGUGUGUGCGUUUGUCAGCUGCCAGACUCCUGGUGGCAGACUGCUACUGUCCGAAAUGUCAGCCCAGGAUGGAGAUAUCAGGCUCGUCUUCUUGUCACAUGGAGGCCGGCCAGCACAGCAGCGCUAUUACGCAAUGUGUCGAUCAACAAGUCUAUCCUGUGCUCUAACCAACCGGUCUGUACUAGUACUGCACGCUUCUGUGCAAGUCUGUGAUACUGAACAAUAGGUACAGAUCUGGAAACAGUGAGACUGAUGUGCAUUUUUGGCUUCAACGGUGAAAGAAAAGGCAGAUAACAAAACCGUUCUCUGAGUUUUUGUUGCAGUUCACAGGAACUACGAACGACUGUGUAUCACAGACAAUGGGUGUGAUAUUAGAUGAUGGCCUGAUCUGCCACUGUGAGAUACUGUAGAAGCAGAUUAGACAUUAUCUCUUUGCUGAGUGCUUGAGAGCACCACAGAGUGUACUGGUAGCUGCCCUGCUUGUCAGGCGUAUGCAGCUCAGCUCGAUAUUUCAGUAACGUAAAUAAAACAGUCAUAAAGCAGCAAUGGGAAAACUGUCAGCCAUUAAGAGCUACUCACACAGACAUCUCCUCUGUCUUACUAUAUGCUCUACUGUACCUGUCUGUCUGUCUGUCUGUCUGUCUGUCUGUCUGUGUUUUUACAUUCUUAAAGCCCUGUGAAGUAUAAUCCUGUCAGCUGUUUAAUAUGUUUUUCCGCACUCCAGCGGCUUAGUUUUUAUGAUAUAUAUGAGAAUCCACCUUUCAAACAUCUCUCAAGUUAGACUUAGCAAGUAAAUAUAAUCAGUUGUUUGUUUUUUAAUGGAGACAUCACAGCGUUUUAUUGCAGCAUUUGUAGUUCUUAUUAACUCUCGCUCCUUCAAAAUGCUUUUAUCACACAAUAAUUUGAUAGUAUCUUGUUUUGAUGUAUGCCAACAAUAACCUGAUAAGAUUGUGCAAUAGUAGAGUAAUCUGUAGCAGGUUACUCCUCAUCUGGAGUCUCUGUAAGCCGGUCUGGGCAGCACAUGGUGUUCUGAGUGUGUUCUGGACAGUGUGUUUCGUGUGAGCCUCGGUGCUGGCUGCUGUGAUGCGCUGAUCCAGUCCAGCACCCUUCAGAACAAUUGGCCAGGCGUGGAACAGGGCCCACUGUUUUGACAGCCACUGCCUGCAGUGUCACAGCACAUUACACUCCCAUUAGGCAGUCAGAAAGGAGCAAUAUCUGCUUCCUCGGACUCUGGGGGAGUCACCCUUUGCAAAGGUAACACUUGCUUUGAGUAGUAGAAAACGUGGGGCAUGCUCAUUAGUAACCUCGUACAUGAUGGGCGGCGAUGAAACCUUGUCAGUCAAAAAAUGGAAAGUAAUCAGCGGGCGAUCGCUGCUGAAGCUGUGAAAACCACAUGUGCAGGCAAUGAGUCAACAUAAUACCUCUGCCAUUUCCUUUCACCGAGAUUCCAUGUUGCUCAAACAGUGAUAAAUUGUUAUGCUACAGGGGUUUGCAAAGCUUAGUCAUGACUGACCCUGUAAACUUGGGGAUAGGGUUUUAUUUUUAGUAACAUGAGGCACAGUUAUGUCACCGAUCCUGGAAGGUAGACUGGAGGCUGCAAGGCUACAGGCUUGAGCUUUUAAAACUUACAACACUGAGUGCUUUUGAAUAUAGAUUACUUCUUAAAUGGAAGUUCAUUGCUUGACAUUUUCUAUUUCUAAAUGUUUUAAAUGUUGGCCAUUAAAUAAUUAUGCAGUGACACUUGAAUACACUGUUUGAGCAAAGGCUGAAGGUUACAGAGCUAACCAGAGUCGUAAAAUGCUAGAAAAUGCAACUCAGUAAUUUUAGUUUUUACUUCAUUCUUUGGACUUUCACAGAAAAUUACAAUAAGUGCAAAAACAACCAAUUCUUUCAAAAUCUCCUUUUCUGGUCUAAUUAAAACCCAAUAUGUAGAUAACAUUUUAAGUGGUAACCUAAGGCACAAUCUGAAAGUUCACAUUUGACAAAAGUGAAAAAUACCAAACAAGGAAAGGUCUUAUGUGUCACACUGUAUAUGAGUUAUACAUAUAUAUAUAUAUAUAUAUAUAUAUAUAUAUAUAUAUAUAUAUAUAUAUAUAUAUAUAUAUAUAUAUAUAUAUGUAUAUAUAUAUAUGUACGUAUACGUAUAUGUAUAUGUAUAAGUAUAUAUUCGAAACAUAUUGAAAUUCGCCAACAAACUUGAAAUGUACAGUUGUAGGGAGUUUCAGCUGCCUUUUAAAUUGUGAGAACCCAACCAUAAAUACUUCAGGAGAAUGUCAUUAGUUUCAAAUCAUGUUUAUAAGUAAUUGUCAUAAAGUUAGUGAAAACCCAUGACAUACAAAGAUGCUGAAACAAUAUUAAAUAUAUUAGGGUUAGAUUUAAGCCAAGAAUUGGCUACUUAUGAGCCCUAAAUAAGCAAUGAUUAAUUCAACAAUAUAUCUUAAUUUACUCAGUUUCAAAUAAGCCAUUAUGCUCAAAGUGAUGAAUAGCCCGUAAAGCUAACUUGAUGAAUGAAAUGACAAGAAAAGAAAAAUGUUCACUUGUGAUUGUAAUAAUGUCUGUAUGUUCAUAACUUCUUUAAUUUAGAAAAUCGUGUCUCACAGUGGUAUAUAUAUCAUCCAGAAGUUGCACAGUCCAUAAAAUAUCCAGGAGUCCCAAACAUUAUGUUCUCAUUGCCAGCAGUCAAACAGCCGCACUAUUAAAAUGGAUGGUAAGCUCAGAGCCAAACAGUAUAAAGGAGGAAGCAAUUUCCAAAUCCCAGUUUUAUUAUACUGCCACCUGUCUCACACCUCUAAACUUAUUGCGUUUUGUUGGCACCAAGACUGUCAGCACUGACCUUCAACAAUCCUGAGCUCAUCCACUCUGUGUGCUUGCUCUCCUUGUGUUCGGCCUCAGAUCUGGCUUUCGUCUUUGCAAUCAUUCCCUGGUGGAGCCAACUGGUAGAUGCAGGUGUGCAUAAUUAGAGUUUGAUUUCAGAAGUUUAAUUCUAGAUGUCACACACAGCCAAAACCUCCUGCAACUUUGCCACAGACUAAAACUUUCCUUCCUUACUUUCCUUCCAUGUAUACUUAUUCAGCACUCAGCUGGCAAAGUUCUGUAACAUCUGUAUCUGCAACUAGGGUAGGCAGGGUCUUUUGCCAUCACUGGGCAAAAGUUGUACCAGAAGCCUAUGGAAUUUUCAAGUGGUCUAAUAGGAAACCAGACUUCUGCACCUCCUCUUGGCUCUGAAGGCUUUAGGAAAUCUAGCCUGUGAUGACGGAUUUUAGCCAAUCCCAGUGCUUUUUACACACAACAGUCUGAGUCUGAAUCCUGGUUAAAGUCACACAUGAAUGCUGACGCUUAGCUUUACUAUCUUUGCAUGUUUGCAAUAUGUGCUUGUGUGGUUGAAAUUCUGACGUUUUGUUUGCCUGUUUGUUGGUCUUUCUUACAUUCCUGUCUACCGCAGCUUUAAGUGCAAACAUGUUGUGUUUAUGGUCAACCUAAUGGCAAUGUCUUGUCAUUUGGCCUGCCACUUUGUUACAGACUAAAAUAUCCCAACAGCUACAUUGUUCCAGACAUUACUGGUCACUCAAGUAUAAUUUUUGUCUUAUUGAAGUAGCGUUCGGACCUGGAAACGGCUUUAAAAUGCAAAGUUGCAAUUUCCACUCUUUUCUUUACUCUGUGCAGUGGAUAUAUGUCUACACACAAAUUUAGACAGUCAGAUAAAUGUUAACUUUUAUAUAGCCAUGGUAAACGUCGGUGUGCCUGCUAAACGUCAGCAUGUGCACAUUGUCGCUGUGAGUAUGUUAGCAUGGUGAUGUUCGUAUUUACCUCCAAACCCUGCUGUGCCUGCAUAGAUCCUCACAGAGCUGCUAGAAUGGCGGUAUUCUUGUCAUCAGCUCGGUUUAGUGAAGUAAACGAUUCACUGCUGGACUUCCAUCUUCUCUGAGACGUUUAUUCCUGGGUGUGCGCCCCCAAAUUUAUCAUUGUCACCAGCAGCCUUCCCUUCUCUGUGUACUUUCUAAAUAACUUAAAGCUUUAUUGGCUGAAGGGUCACACCUGUUUGCCAAGGGAUUAGCAAGAUAUUCUUCUGAGCCUGCUGAUGUUGUUUGUCCUUGUCAUGCUCUCUUCCUCCUUUUCUUAUUCCUCAGUACUAGUUUGCCUUGAUGGAUAUUGCUUUCUUAAGAUGAGUGUCAAUGAGUCACUCUAUUGGAAAGGUGCCUGCUUUGCUGUAGUUUUUUUGCAAUAUUAGAUUAAGGUGUUUUAUGUCUUGGAGAACUUUAGGUGUGUGUGUGUGUGUGUGUGUGUGUGUGUGUGUGUGUGUGUGUGUGUGUGUGUGUGU
Molecule: messenger RNA, 9630 nt
Organism: Amphiprion ocellaris (clown anemonefish)
Lineage: Eukaryota; Metazoa; Chordata; Actinopteri; Pomacentridae
Gene: syt7a
Product: synaptotagmin VIIa
Exons: 8
Coding region: 1185-3473 (762 amino acids)
Biological process (GO): regulation of calcium ion-dependent exocytosis; regulation of dopamine secretion; vesicle fusion
Cellular component (GO): membrane; synapse; synaptic vesicle
Molecular function (GO): calcium-dependent phospholipid binding; calcium ion binding; SNARE binding
Source: RefSeq, a predicted model, not a curated record